CUUGGAUUUUCGUGACUUUAGAUGCCACAAAGUGUGCAUUAAAGAAAGCACUUAAUUUCCUUGCUUGAAUUUUUACUAAGAAGAUGCUUUGUUAACGUCUUUUUAUCUCGGUGGAAUCCUGACAGGCACUGCCAUAACUCAAAAAGGCUUAUCUCUUUCUUUUUGGUUGAAAGCAGAUCAACAGGAACAGGAAGAAGACAAAAAACCCUCAUAAUUUAUUGGCUUGCCUUCACCUCCUCCUCUUGAAGCAUCAAAAGCCAUGAUUUAGCCUUUAAUUCCCUCCAUUACAGUCAGCUCAGAUAUCCAGGACCAAACAGAAUUCAAGACCUUGUUCUAUAUACGAGUGAAAUGAACUUCUUACUUUCAGUCUCCUUUGUGGUUCGAUUUGAAGCUGGGAAGCAUUGGAGUCAUGAAAUCUCCAGCUUAUUUGCAUAAAUUCAUAGGAGGUCUAAGGAAAUUGUAGCAAGGCUAAGGGUUAAUUGGCGUCAUUCGGAAGUGUUGGUGGAUUGAGCCAUAAUAGCUAUGGUUACUCUACAUCAUCUUCCACACCGGCUACUCCUUGAUACAGGAUCAAGCACACAACCGGCAGCGAAUGAAAGCAGGACGCGCAACAAUUACAGCAGAGAGGCCAAUUUCGAUUCCAACAUGGUGAUCAUCUUGGCAGCUUUGCUUUGUGCAUUGAUUUGUGCACUUGGACUAAAUUCAAUAGUACGAUGCGCCUUACGAUGUAGCCGGAGGUUUGCUUUUGAGACUCCUGAUCAGACUGCAGCGCGUCUGGCAGCAACAGGUCUCACAAGGAGCGCAUUGCGACAAAUCCCAGUGAUUAUAUACGGGGUGUCAGGGAUGCAUAUUAUUGCAACGGAUUGUGCAAUUUGCCUUGUUGAGUUCACAGAUGGUGAGAAAGUACGAGUUUUGCCAAAGUGUAGCCAUGGUUUUCAUGUUAGGUGCAUUGACACAUGGUUGGUAUCGCACUCCUCCUGUCCAACUUGCCGGCAGUCACUACUAGAGCAACCACCAGAAAGUGCUGAUGCCGCAGAAUUUGAGGUUGGGAUUAGACAUCCGGGAAAUGCAUCGGCAGGAUUUGACGUGCCUGUUGCAGGAGAUCACGAGGCCGGUUGAUCCUGCUUUGAAAGUGAUUCGACACCGAAGAACAGGGGAAGAAAGGUCGUCUUUGAUUCUCUGUCGUUUAAUUUUUCAGACGUUCAGUUUGUGUAUGUAAUUAUGCACAGUGAUCUAGAUAUCUUGGUUGAAACUUCGGUGGAUG
Populus euphratica (Euphrates poplar) is the source of this 1264-nucleotide messenger RNA. Its product is annotated as RING-H2 finger protein ATL74-like. The transcript has a single exon. The record is from RefSeq and is a predicted model, not a curated record. Gene Ontology annotation, biological process: protein ubiquitination. Gene Ontology annotation, molecular function: transferase activity. The coding region runs from base 523 to 1119 and encodes 198 amino acids. Lineage: Eukaryota; Viridiplantae; Streptophyta; Magnoliopsida; Malpighiales; Salicaceae.